AUGGAAGUAGCUGUGGUUUUUCAUCUUUGAUCAUCUAAUAAAAACAAAGAUUUUAUCAAGCCUCAGUUGUGCAGUACUACAAUAAAUUCACAGAAAUUGACAUAUAAGAAGCGAUUUUUUGCGUAUAAGUGUUUCAUAAUUAUUUUAUUGUGUAUAUGCAAAAUGGAAUUUAUUUCAUUCAAAAUUUUUGUGAUCGUGUUAGAAGCGUCUACACUUACUUUGGCUUACUCUAUAAACGAUACAAAGGAUCUACUGACUGACUUAUUUACUAGCAACUCAUACAACAAGAAAGUUCGACCCAUUAAAGACCAGGACAAAGAAGUCAAUGUAACCAUUUCUUUUCAUAUAAGCGCUAUAACUCAGUUCGAUGAACAAGAGGAAAGUCUGACCACCGCCGGAUUUCUAAGAGUCGAAUGGGUAGACGAAAUGUUGGCAUGGAAAGAAGCGGACCACAACGGUAUUGUCCGACUUAUAAUGCCACAAGAUGAUAUAUGGAAACCAGAUAUUUCCCUUCGAAAUUCAUUCAGCUCUUUCAAAGGUCUUGGUUCCCCGUAUUUCAAUGCCUGGGUAGUUGAUAGUGGAUAUGUGCAAUGGGAACCAUUCCAGAUAUUCAAAUCGACAUGUUCCGUAGAUAUAACAUAUUUCCCUUACGACUCGCAGACAUGUGAGAUGAAAUUCACUGCAUGGAGUUACACACCUACAGAUGUCAAUUUCCUGUCAUCAACUGGAAUAAGUAAGACAGAUUAUUUGGAGAGCUCAACGUGGGACCUUGCCAGUACAUCAACAAAGGUUUUAAAUGUGAACACGCCGACAAUUAUAUUCACGUUGAAACUAAACAGGAAGCCCCUCUUCUACGUGCUAAACAUGAUCGUUCCAGUUAUAUUACUAUCAGUUAUGAACAUAUUUACGUUUGCACUUCCGGUCAAAUCCGGAGAAAGGGCUUCGUAUGCAGUGACACUUUUCCUAUCAAUUUCCGUCUUUCUUACUAUCAUCGCCUCAGAAUUUCCCAAGAAUUCAGACAACCUCUCAAUCCUAGCACUGUAUUUAAUUCUUAUGACUAGUGUGUCCACGAUCUUUGUUCUUGUCUCUGUUUUGCAAAUUCGUCUAGUAAACAGGGACGAGGAAAACAUGGUGAUUGGCACGUUUUACAAAUUGCUCCUUCGACUUGUGACCGUUUUGAAAUGUAACACAUGUAAUGGUAGGAAGAAAAGAAUUGAUGCCACUGGAGAGAGUACUGACGCAAGAAGUUCUGAUAUCCUCGAGCAGCCCGAAGCAGAAGCAGAAGUCACGUGGUCAGAUGUGGUACACGCAAUGGAUUUUCUUUGUUUCUGGAUCGGCUGCUUUGUCAUUUUUGUCGUCACGUUGACGAUUAUGCUUCUUUUACUGAAUAAUCCUCAGAGGCUCUAACAUUUUUUUUACAAAGGCCAUGUAAGAAUUUUGGUUUAUGACGUUUUCAAUUGUUUCUGUUUCGUAUUGUUAGUGUUUGAGUACUUACAUAAUAUUCAAGUACUUACAAGUCACUAAAUGUCCAAACCGGAUAUUACUUUUAAGGACAAGAAUUAUAUUAUUUGAGUGCUAGUAGUUUAAUAUAAAAUUAAACAAAAUUUCUGAUUAUUGAAUUCACGUGUUUUAAUAAUUUGUUUGACAUGUUGCUGAUGAACGUUGUGACUGAU
Ruditapes philippinarum (Manila clam) is the source of this 1673-nucleotide messenger RNA. RefSeq names its product acetylcholine receptor subunit beta-like 1. NCBI's taxonomy places the organism in Eukaryota, Metazoa, Mollusca, Bivalvia, Venerida, Veneridae. The transcript has 4 exons. Gene Ontology annotation, cellular component: membrane; synapse; neuron projection. Bases 163 to 1407 code for a protein of 414 amino acids. The record is from RefSeq and is a predicted model, not a curated record. Gene Ontology annotation, molecular function: transmembrane signaling receptor activity; extracellular ligand-gated monoatomic ion channel activity; neurotransmitter receptor activity. Gene Ontology annotation, biological process: chemical synaptic transmission; regulation of membrane potential; signal transduction.